GAUGGAAUAGCCACAUUUUAAAACGUCAACUUGUUCGACAAACAUUACAAAACCAUAUACCCAAUGUUGUGUGUUGACUAGCAUGUAUCAAACUAAUAAAAGUAGCCACGAAAUGUUUUUAACACUGUUGCAUUGUGGGACAGAUGAUUGACGCGGCCGCCAUUUUCCCGCUGGACGCUGCUUCCCAUUGUGGAUACGAAGAAGAAAAUAAGAGACAAGCGAAACAUUUCUCACGACUUCUACUCACUUUUCCUCUAGGUGAUCUUUAGUAGCAAUGGCCCGUACCAAGCAGACUGCCCGUAAGUCCACUGGAGGCAAAGCCCCACGUAAGCAGCUGGCCACAAAGGCAGCUCGCAAGAGUGCCCCGUCCACUGGUGGAGUCAAGAAGCCCCAUCGCUACAGGCCUGGUACUGUUGCUCUGCGUGAGAUCCGUCGUUAUCAGAAGUCCACUGAGCUGCUGAUCCGCAAGCUGCCCUUCCAGCGCCUGGUGAGAGAAAUCGCCCAGGACUUCAAGACUGAUCUGCGUUUCCAGAGUGCAGCCAUCGGAGCUCUGCAGGAGGCCAGCGAGGCCUACCUGGUGGGUCUGUUUGAGGACACCAACCUGUGCGCCAUCCACGCCAAACGUGUCACCAUCAUGCCCAAAGACAUCCAGCUGGCACGUCGUAUCCGUGGGGAACGCGCUUAACCACUCUCUGCUUCUUGCUUUGUCUCCAUCCCUCUUACCCUCACCUGCUCCCUACCUCUCUCCCUGUGUUAGUAGUGUGUAGAGGAAAACUGAUUAUAUUAUGGAUAAAGUGUAUAGUCGUGUUUUUCUUAGUGCUCUUUACAGCAGAUUUCUAGGGUACUCUCUUUUUGUGCAUGUACCAACUUUUUUGGUGAUGAGAUCUCCUCAAGCACACAUCUCCUAGUUUGCACUGUCUCAUGAUUUGGAUAGAAAAAGGAAAAACGUGGACUAGACCAAGUUUGGGAGGGACAGACAGGAGUAGAGGUUAGGUAUGUGUCUGCUGGGGGACUCAUGUCUCUUUUCUGCAGCAGGGUGCUAGAAGAACUUACCUGGUCCUCUUCUCCUGCUCUCUAUCGUCCGCCAGCCUCGCUCAGAAAUGUGCAGUCUCUUCUCAUGAAGGCUGAGGCUGGAUUUUCUGUCCCUGUGUGUGUGUGUGUGUCUGCCUGAGAGUUGGCUCUGAUCACCACGGAAUAUUGCAUACAAUCCAUCAGCAUCUUUGGAGUUGAUUUAUGAUUACCAUAUUGAUCAUUGCUGUCAUUCAUCAUGUUAGGUUGUUUUUUCUCCCUUCCAAAUGAGUCUCACGCAAAGGAUUUUCUUUUCCUUUUUUUCCUCUCCUAUUUGUGGAUGACGUGAAGAUGGGGGGAUACAUUUAGAUUAAAACACCUACAGAGAACAAAAACAAACAAAAAACUGAUUUGAACAGAUUUUUUUUUUCUACUGAAAUGUGACGCCACUGACUCGUUUCGGCACCAAAGUUUGAUCCUCUUGUCGAUUCUGUUUUCCUAAUUGACAGAAUAGUUUAACCGCACCUGUUUUUGUGGUGUUCAAAUUGGUUUCAUCUAAUUAUUAAAAACCAAAGCUUGAGAGCACCAGUAUAGUGUCAGAGAUACUUUUGUAGCAUUGGCUUAUUUUUUAAAACAAGGAACCUUUUUAUAACAAAGGUUCAUCUAGGUUUGUAAAGUUCUCCAAAAACCAAACUACUCAAAGUGUGAAUAUUUUUUUUUUUUAACAAAAUAACUGAUUAAAAUGUGAACAUUCAUUGUAAAUCAGUGUAACAUGACAAAUAAUACCAGUCAUGUUUUCUGUAAAUGUCCCCCCUUUGCUUCUAUUUUUUCUCUCCGUAUCAGUUGAACGUCUGUACACAGUUUCUCAGGUUGACUUGUCACCCUUUUAACUUAAUUUUUAUUUUUUUUGCUCAAUUUGAUUUUCUUUGUCUUUCUUUUUUUGAAAUGUUGAGGAUGAUGUUUCAAUUACACAAUGUUUGUAAUUUCCAGAUUUGUCAUAUAAGGUGGUAAUAAAUGGAUGUUACACACACU
Messenger RNA from Etheostoma cragini (Arkansas darter), 2040 nucleotides. RefSeq names its product histone H3.3A. NCBI's taxonomy places the organism in Eukaryota, Metazoa, Chordata, Actinopteri, Perciformes, Percidae. The record is from RefSeq and is a predicted model, not a curated record. Bases 275 to 685 code for a protein of 136 amino acids. The transcript is spliced from 5 exons. Gene Ontology annotation, molecular function: structural constituent of chromatin; DNA binding; protein heterodimerization activity. Gene Ontology annotation, cellular component: nucleosome.